Molecule: messenger RNA, 1310 nt
Organism: Amoebophrya sp. A120
Lineage: Eukaryota; Dinophyceae; Syndiniales; Amoebophryaceae
Source: the annotation of a GenBank genome assembly
GGUGUCGGUAUUUGCGUAAAAUGCAACGCGACGGCACACAUGCAGAAGAUUAUCACAGCCAAACAAGACAGUAGAUGAGCCUCGGAAUAAUGCUCGCACUACAAGGCGUUCGCUGUAGCUGUUUGACAUCAUGCGGAAAAAAGGCAGCGCGCGAAUUCGAUUUGCAUCUGAUGCAGUUUGUCUUUGCGUUUGCUGUGCGUAAGUCAUCCCUCCACUUUUCUCUUUUUUAUUGCUAGCUUCUCUUGCGCAAAAAUAAAAACUCCUGUCCUGUGCCGGAAAUCCUUUCUUUUUUGUUUUUCUACUCGGGAGCUGUUUCUGGCUCACCUUCGUAGCAGCUAUUACAGUGCCGAAGAAUGUUGCGCCAUAUUGUUUUUCUACUGUCACGGCCGGCCACCCUCACCGCUAAAAACGGGUAGUGCCUCGCCUUACAAAAUGUUUCUCGGCUCAGCCCUGAGGCAGACACUCGCCCGCAGAAAGUGAAAGCUUGACAGUGCCCGGACAGUACCUCGCUCACCUAGAAGCGAGCGCGGUUGUUUUUCCACGGUCCUUCCCGGGAGCGUUCGCCUUUAAGUCAAGCCUGCAUGCUAGUCCUUUUUUUUCUUCUGCUUGUCCUCUGGCUUAGAGCUCAGGACGCGACCAAGAGCCUGCUAGCGUUGGCAUUUAUUUUACGUCGGCAGCGGCUUUGUCAUUAUUUCGCGCGAAGUUUUCGAUUGAGAAAGCACCACAGCUCCAUUCCCGCCAAUUUGCACCACAGCGAGCUCCAUUCCCGCCAUGGAGGCCGGGGGCAGGAUAAUUAUUAGCAGGUGUGAGGGCUCCCCUAGCGUAACGGAUCAAAGAGCGGGAUGGAGUAAAUUUGCAAGAUUUGUUCGCCUUCUUUCACGAGCGCACAAUUUUGAAAAUCAUCUCAUUUGAGGCUGCGAUAAAUCUAAGUGAGCGGAUCGAAGAAAUUGCGGCCCGAGGCGCAAUUUCAGUAAGGCAGCCGCCGUCCGCCGCUUCUACCAAAGUGAUGCCCAGUUGCCGCCCCUUAGCAGGUACUUUUUUCAUAUUGUAAGCCAGUGCAUGAGUGUCGGCGUUGCGAAGUGACUGAGGUAGUGAAUAAUCCGUGGACUGUACACAAAUUCAAAUAGCGACUUAGUGUCUGCGCUUAUUUUUGCGAUGAUCGGAUGUUGAAACAAAUGCUAGCGCGCGACGCAAAGGCAGACUUCGGAAGUAGAUUGCAGGUUACAUUCAUGCGCAACCUUCAUGAUUGAUUCUAUAUUCCAGGGCACGGCAGCUGGAUCUCAGUGGCGAGGCACCGCCUGGACAGGAAG